Molecule: messenger RNA, 3349 nt
Organism: Amoebophrya sp. A25
Lineage: Eukaryota; Dinophyceae; Syndiniales; Amoebophryaceae
Source: the annotation of a GenBank genome assembly
CCUAGUUUCUUGCGGAGGCGGAAAGCUGAUGCUAUGAGUUGUACAACUGGUACUAAAAACUCCUCUCGCAACAUCAAGGUUAGCACAACUUCUAGCCCUGUAGUCAAGAAGCUAGAAAACCUCCAGCAAAGCUCUACUACGUCAAGCAAGCACCAUCUGGAGAGUCGCCGCCGCAACCACGUGCUGCUUGUGGUAUUGCUUGCUCUGCUCGUUCCAGUAUUAGUUCCGCUCCUUGUGGUAAAAAGCAACGUGGUCAACUGCUUGUGGCACAUUAAUUGUAGCAACGAAACGUGGCAACGGAUGUGGGGCCUCCACGAAGAGUAUCAUGGACCAGGCCAGAGCCUUGUCGACAGAACUAAUGUCUGGAACGCGGAGCUAGUGCAUUUGGCUACAAGAACAGACCACGGUAAUUCGUGGUCAUCUUCUAGGAGGAGAGCUGCUUCAUCUACACAUCAGUCAGGAGAAGACAGUUGCUGUGAUGGUAAGACCAACGCGACCACAAAAGCUAGGACUGAUAAGCUUGUAGAAAAAGAUCAGCGGACUAACUAUUCGUAUUCGCCAACUUCUGCUACGGCACCCUCAAAAGCAGCAGCUAGUGCCAGUACGCCAGGACGUGGGGAUGAUGAAGGUGAGGGUGCAAAUUUUAGCGCAAUCCAACCUGCUUCUUUGCAGCAGGUGGGAGCUACGUUGCGUAUACUUCCUGGUGGAGCAGCUAGAACAGGUGGUAGAAGUCAGAGCGCAAAUAACGCAGAUUCUUCAUCUUCUAGCUCUACGCCUGCUACCACGAUGUUGCGUCCACGCAAAAAAGAGAUAGACCGUUGCGAAGAGUUUGUUCGAUAUCACAGGACCGCUGCAGCCUCUGAGGCUCGCGUCUUCUUGUAUUCCACGACGUCUGGGUCGAGUUCGAGUUCCAGCACGGCAACUAGUGCUACAGGAGGACAGACCAUUCAGACUCAAAGCACGCAACAAGCUGCAGAACAAAGUGAAACUACAUCGGGUCCCAGCACUGCUUCAUCUGUGCCAACGCUGACACAAGAACGCUUGAGGUGUCUGGUUUGGUUUCGACUACCCGCAGCGGCAACGAGGCUGCAAUUACAGUACCAACAAGACGAUGCAUUAUCAGAUUUUUCUUCUAGUACUUCUCUUCUGCGUCGGCCGUGUGCACUCGCCUGCGCCGGAAGUUGGGAGCAAAAACCUUUGGGGUCGAGGCAAUCGAAAGACACGUCGUUUGGUUGUCGCUUCUCUGUGCAACUAGGCGAUUCGUGUCUCUUGCUGCCAGCCGAUGAUGUGCCUUUGCUCGAAAAAAUUGGGGAUGCUGUGUCUGCAAAGACGGCAUCUUCAACGGGAGAGCAGGUCACUAGUCGUUCGGGAGAAUUCUUACAACCGAGUCCCAGCUCAACAGCUACAACAUCAAGUCGUGGCCGUGGAGAUAAUCGCUCAUCGUCCACCUCCGACUUGGGAGGCAAAAAAAGUCCUAUUGCAGCUAUACAUGUGGAUUUGCAACUUUACUACAACACUGCUCAGCCAAACACCGACUUUUACUACAACACCGACGUUCCAACUACUAGCACUAACAGCGGUACAAAUUAUAGUGCCAGCAGCCAGAUGCCACCACCAGAACUGCUCUCACCAGAAUCCACCACAACCGCGAGGACCGCAGAUAUUACAGUGCUAGUCCAUGAGCUUGAGAGGCACAACGAGUUCGGCCGCUCGCUGGACAACAGUCGCAAUGCUUGGCCCUUCUACUGUCUCUUUUGGGCUGGUUACGUGCUAGCGGCAAUAUGUCUCAUUCGCCUGCUGAAGUAAAAAAGACGAGUUGUUGAAUUUGGAGUUGUGGAUACAACCACUGGAGCUUGUUCAAAGUUUUGUUGAAAGAUUCGAACUCUACGUCUACAUGGACAGUCAAAAUCAUUCUUAUCGGCAGCUACAUGAAGUAGAGGCUUUUUUAGCGUUGGCUGCUAAAAGUCUCUCGGUACAUCACGAACACUAGUAUGAUUCUAAUUUAGUAUCAGGAUUGUUGAUGCACAUACCGCAGUUUGAUGUGAAGUUGUGCUUCGACGCCUACCUAACCUGUUUCUAUCAGGAUGAUUUAUUUUCCUCUGGUGCUGGGCCUGGGAUGUGAAUCGCUGAAUUCUUUGACUUCUAAAAAAAAAUAAGAAGACGGCGAGAAUGACUAGCAUGUAAUACAUGUUUAGGUGACGUUUUGACUGAGUGGUUUAUUAGGUCUGUGAAUCUUCGUCGACUCUGUGUAUAAACUCGGGAAAGCACGACCCACGCCUGAUAGGCAAACGAUUAUCUUCCUUGUGGUAAUCGCAAUUUUUUUUUUGUGAACUACACAAUGCUACAACGCUAGUGAAUAAAGCAUUAUGGUUGACGUCCUAGACAUUGAAUGUGUGACAUUAGGCAUUGUCAACCAUCUACUACUCUUGCUGGGCACAUUGAAUAAAUAUGUCAACACCUCUCGCUGGGCAAAUUCAUUUAUUUACUCAGACUCACAUCUAGUGAUUCCACUCAUUUGAAGAUUUUUAGCCAUGAAAAUUAUGGAAGCAACUCCCUACCACCUGGUUCUUAUUCGUAGACAUUCAUUUUUAUCGUGCACCUGCAUUUGGUACUACUUCUAUUAAGUUCAUCUAACUUGAAGAUGUCGUUGUUCUAUUCAUCUCUCAUCACGGUUUUAUCAUCUCCUACUUCGUAUAAUUCGAUUUAUACGACGAAUCCUCCACCCAAAUGGCCAGUGGUAAUCAGGAUGUUGGAAGGAAACUUCAUCAACAUCUUGAGUUCAUCAACAAAAAUUUACACUUCCUUCAUCACAGAAGCAGAACGUGGACGAGAACAAGUACACUCCACUCUCCACGCCAUGUGCGGUUAGCAUUUGUCCGUUCGAGAAGGUGGCGUACGCGAAGGCGAUCGGCCCGAUGGUCGCGUACAACAACAUCAUGAUGACAGCAAUGGCGAUCGAGGGCGAGUUGCCGAACCCGCGCAGACUCAUGGCGCGGGCUCAAGAGAAGAAGCGCGGCAAGGCGGCUAACGGUCCGGUGAUCCAAGAUCAUAUCUCGUUCUUCUCCUCGUCUUCCUCAUCCAGCUCGUCGCCCUCGACAACUUUGGCUGUGUUGCGCAGAGGACGCAAAUAAAACCAAAGAAGUAGUGAGUAACCGAGUACAUGUUGAGUAAAAUCGAGACACAAGCCGCGAGAACGCAGGCUAUGGUGGUUUUCGGGAGAAAGGAGAGAAGCACUGAAAAAUCAGGCCGGCAGAGGAGAUGUAUGGAAGGAGCGCGGACACAGUAGAGAAGAAGAACGAAGAGAAGCUGCAUAAGCUCGAGUUAGUCCUUCGUUGGCACUUUGCAGGGC